AAAGAGUAAGUUGUGCGCAGGGAAUCACAUGGGAUCCAGCCACAACUUGCUUUUCAAUGCCUGCCUUCACAAUGACUGCCUCAGUACCAGUCUGCAUGGCUGCACUUUUUUUUUUACUUUGGGUUUUCGCCAUGAACCUCUUCUAUAUACUCAGCUGCAGCUGUAGGUUUUGACUGCUCGGGAAUCCUCUUUUAUUCACUGUUGUUACGUGUAACUGGAUGGUUUAGCCUUUUUUGAAAGUCUUCAGCCCUUUUUGCGGACUCUCCUGUUUUUGUCACUUUAACCUUUUAUAAAGCACCCCCUCCUUUUUGCCACUCCCGGAAUUCAUUGCCAGCCUUCCUGCCUGCUGGCCAUCCUUUCAUUGUCCGGUAAUAGGAAACACCGGACCAGCAAGUGCUGAGGAACACUGGUACCGGUAAAUCCGAACGGAUGCAAAAGCUAGAAUCACAAGAAGCAGAGUUGUUAAAACCUGGACCAACAUCACCGAAGUGUUCCUGGUUCGGAUCUUACACCGAUCUGUGCAAUUCAAGGAUAAAAGGGAAAAUAGGAAACGGAUGCUGUAACUCUGAGACCACCAUCAUCUUCAUCAUUAUAAGCCCGGCUGUCCAAGUCGGUCAUCGGGCACCGGUGGAGGAGAGGAACCAUCCCACAAGGAGGAACCAGCUGUAAACUGGUGGGGGCCGAAUUUGCCUGGCUGCCAGUAACCAGUGUCGUUCAUCUUAUAACAUGCCUGUACAUCUGCAAAAGUAUUAUGUGGUGCUUAAAUUAACUCGCUGCCGUGUUUUCCAGAAGGAUUUGUUGAUAUGACUGGCUUUGUGCCAUCCCAACUUCUUUAUUGUUGGUAGUUGCUUAGAGGUGGUGGACUUGCAGACCAAUAAGAUGACACUCCUUUUACUAGACGAGAGCUACUUUGCUGUUUAUACAUCUGUGACGCUUUCUGAGGGAAAUGUGUUUUGCUGGCUUCAGUUUCCUUGAAUGUCUGGGUCAAUGAAAAAAAAGUGUUCCCUUCUUGAGGUACAAGUUUGAAAUUCUUUGUUAGUUUGCAUUCAGAACAGAACAAAUGACAUUUGCUUACACAAAUGGUAUUACUACUACAUAUGAAGAAGUUUUCUUCUCCAACUUCUUUGUGUAUCAUAACGGAGAUGCGUUGCUGACUUUAUGAUAUCCUAAGGACAAAAUUGUGGCUGUGUCUCCAGCACAGAUGCCUGUCCUUUAGGAUAAGGUGGUCUACACUGCCUCUGCCUUCUGCAUUCUGUGGAGGGGGGAGGAGCUUGGUAGAGUGGCAUUCCAUGCACUUCAUCUAGAGGAAUACAACAGAGAGAGAGAGAGGAGUGGCUGUGGGGACAUCAGCAGCCCCCCAGCCUAUGUUAAGAAUGAGGAGCAAAUAUGCCAUAGCCCUGGUGUUUGUUGUUGCCCUUGUCAUUAUUGAAAAGGAAAACAAGCUUAUUUCCAGGGUAUCGGAUAAAUUUGUACCAAAGCAAACACCACAGACACCAACAGAUGCCAACAGCUCUCUCAGUCCUGCACUGUUACUAGAAAAUGGGUCACUGCUGUCCCUCGGUGAACUGGACUCUGCUUUCCUUCAGUUUAAGUGGCGCCUGGAAAAUUACACUCUGCUGGUUCAGGGUGUUGCUCCAGGCAAGCCACUAUGGACUCCACGGAAGCAUCUUGUGUUGAUGGCUACCACCAGGACUGGCUCUUCCUUCGUGGGGGAGUUUUUCAACCAGCAGGGAAACAUAUUUUAUCUCUUUGAACCUCUGUGGCACCUAGAGAGGACAGUUACCUUUGAGCCUGGUGGUUCUAAUGCUGCAGCUGUUUCUAUUGUUUACCGUGAUAUUCUUCAUGAACUUCUAAUGUGCAAACUUUAUUCUUUGGAAAAUUUCAUAUAUCCAGCUCCUGAGGAACAUGUAACACAGUAUAUGUUUAGGAGAGGGUCUAGUAAGGCUCUGUGUGAGGAACAGGUCUGUUCUCCCUAUGUAAAAAAUGUGUUUGAGAAGUAUCACUGUCGAAAUCAGAGAUGUGGUCCUUUAAACUUGACUCUUGCCAUGGAGGCCUGUCUGCAAAAGGAGCAUAUAACCAUAAAAACAGUGCGGAUACGGCAACUGGAGUUUUUGCGGCCUUUAGCUGAAGACCCCCGGAUAGAUUUAAGGAUUAUAAAUCUGGUAAGAGACCCAAGGGCUGUUUUGGCUUCAAGAAUGGUGGCUUUCUCCCGGAAGUAUGAAACUUGGAAAAAGUGGGCAGCAGAAGGUGAGGAGCCUUUAGAAGAUGAGGAGUUGCAGAGACUUAAAGGGAACUGUGAAAACAUUCGCCUUUCAGCAGAAGUAGGUCUGAGUAAUGCACCAUGGCUGAAUGGGCGUUAUAAGCUGAUUCGUUAUGAAGAUAUUGCCAGGUACCCGCUUCAAAAGGCUGAAGAGAUGUUCAGGUUUGCUCAGAUUCCGCUUACUCAGCAGGUUGUUGAUUGGAUUCUGAAAAACACACAAGGUUCCAAGGACAGUAACGGCAUCUACUCUACACAAAAAAACUCUUUAGAACAAUUUGAGAAGUGGAGAUUUAACAUGCCUUUCAAACUGGCCCAGAUUGUUCAAAAUGUGUGUGCUCCUGCCAUGCAGUUGUUUGGGUAUAAGCCAGUUACAGAUCCAGUAACACUUACGAACCGUUCCAUCAGCUUACUCGAGAAAAAUAUUUUCUGAAGAAUUUGACUUAAGUAAUUGAAGUUUAUAUAGGAAUACAGCUUUAAUUUACAAAAGCUUGAAUGGUUUGGCUUUAAAAAACUAUAUGUGCACAUAUCAGGCAUUCCUGCUGAAUAACAGAGAGUAACUGUUAAUGUAGAUACUUGUAGUAACAGCCUUCUCUCCAAGAUUGUGGUGUAUUAAAGUGCCUUUAAAAUUUGCAUUAAAAUGUUUAUCAUUAACAAGGGUUGGAAAAUGACAGGUUAUUUGUAUUAGGAUAUAACACAACAUUUAAGGUCUUGGCUGCACUUCUAGUGGGAGGUAGACAUUUUAAAAGACUGUCAACUGUCUGUAAAAGCCUAAAACUCAUUUGUCCAUCUCUGCUUAACGACAUGUUAAACUUCAUCCUGACCCCCACCAGUGGCUACAUUAUCGAAGUGUUCUGAUCCAGCCACCAAGCACAUGGGCUUUUUAUUCUGUAUUCUGCUUAUUCUGGCUCUGUAAGUGCAGUCACGGUUUCAGAGCCUGUUGAAGCCGUGGACAUUCGUUCACAUUCUAGAAUGAAGAAUAACGUGAAUUCUCUAAUUUAAUACUGUGUUGUGAAAAAUAAAAUAAAUUAUCAUUUCAAGGAGAAAUAUUUAUUUGUGGGGAAAAACACUCCAAAGUGAGACACUCUGGACCUGGAAGUCCAGUCUUAUCGAAAGGGACCUGUUUUACAAAUGUUCAUGUUCUGUAAGAGUAGUUCUCUUGCUUUAAUUUUACUUUUGAAAAAAAUCUUUCUAGCUAUAGAUAGUAUCUAAUUUAGACAAAAGUUACAAAUAGUUUUUGCCUUGUGGGAAGAAAAAGAUUCCAACAUGAAGUAACCUUCCACAAAUAUUAAACAAAAGACAAACAAACUUAAACUGGAACAACUUAAAGGGUACUUCACAACUAUUUUAUUUAUACUGAAUUUUAAUAAUGCAGCCUGUCAAAAGAAAGUUCACUAAAAUAUGCUUUAAUGAGUUAAAUUUUUGGGUUGGCAUGCUGGUACAACAAUUAGAGUUCCUGCCUCACAACCCUUGGUUCUCCAAUUUGUUUCUCAGCUGGGGUGCCUGUUGUGUUAGUUUGCAUGUUUUCCCUUCAGCCCUGCGGGGUUUUGUUGAUACUCCAAUUUCUUUCAUCUCCCAAAAGCACACUACAGGUGAACUAACAUUCUUCAAAUUGCCCAUAGGUAUGUGUGCCCUGCAAGACUGAGUGUGAGCAUGUUUCCUGUGAUAGACUGACUUUGCAUCUAGGAUUAGUUCCCCCCUAUGUCCUUUGAAUGCUGUGACCCCAAUUUUAGAUAAAGAUAGUAAAUGGAAUGAAUGACUGAGUUAUACUUGUAGGAGAGCUGAUUAAUUUUGGGCUUCCAUAAGGGCUUGUAGCACACCUGAAAAUAGUUAUUUUUUUAAGAAACAUGCUUCCCACCCUCAUACACACAGACACGCAGACACCCAUCUGCCCAUCCUUUGUCCUUUUUGAGGGAGAUUACUUUAAUGACUGGCUUUCCGUAGCUUGUUAUUUAACAUUCCAUUUUUUGGGAAGUUAAGUUAAAUAUUAUUCCUUAUCAGAGACUUCUUUAUUUGCCGGGUCAUAACUGUAUAAUCAAAUGACACAUAUGAAACUGAUGAACUUUCAAGAAACUGUCCUAUUGUUAAAGUGAUGUCCUGAGUUGAAGAGUUGGACUUUCACUAUACUAUGGCAGUGGUAAAUAACUGCUACAAAUGUGGUCGUGAAGUUAAUCUCCGUGUCAACCCAAUAACUAAGGACGUUUAUGUAAAAUCCAAAUCCUCAUCCAGAAGGUCCAAUCUCCCUACCCCUAACUUAAACAAAUUGUGAUUUCUAAACAUAAGGGGGUGUAUCCAAUACAAUUUUAUGUCAGGUACAUACAUUGUUGUUUUACUUGCAUGUUAAGUGGUUUUAUCCAGAGGUUAAAAGUAGACAAGCAGUCAGAGGAACAAGUAAAACAGGUGCUAAGCACAAAGCCUGAAUGUGUCUGCUGAACUGUCACCUCCGAGUGUGUAAAUCCUGGGUGAAGUAACUAAAAGAAUCAAUUAACUAUACUUUCUGCUCCAAUUACUGUCACUUCUCUGUACAAUGUAAUUGACCAAUAAAUGUGUUUUUAUGACGAUUUGCAAGUACUGAAAUAGAAUGCUGGGCUAUGCAUUAGGUAGGAAAACAAUUUUAAGAUGUUAUCUUAGAGUAAAUAACCUGAUGUUGAUGACAGUCUUCAUUUUUUCACGUGUCUUAAGAGUUUGUGGAUCUUAUACAUUUUUUCAGUGAACAAAAGAAUGCAGAAACAUUUUGCUAUAUUGUCAUUACUAUUUAAAUACACGUGUGUGUAGGGUCAGACAAAAACAUUUCUGAGUAUAUGACUACUUUGUGCCUUCUCUUAUUCUUAAAUGAAGAAUGCAACCUCUUUACUAAUGUUUGACCAUUUCUGAGUGUCAGUUUCACAGACAUAUCAUGGAAAUAUAUGCAAAGGGCUGUUUUAUAAUCAAUUUUCAAAAAUAUAUAUAUGCUUAUCCUAGCAAGGUCUAGGUAUCUUUAAUCAAUGACUUUUUAAUGUUCCUCUAUAAUAUAAUGUGAUUAUUUGUCUCUAAUGCAGUCACUUCAGCAGUCACUGCUACUUUUGGUCAGUGUGGAAACUAGCUCUACAGAGCUUACAAUAGUUUUUGCACAGCUUAUUUGAAAAGAGAGAGAGACAUUUACCAUGGUACAUCUGUUGCACGCUAACAGCUUCCUGAAGGUAGUUCAGAUUUUCACAGCUUUGCACAUUACUUGAAAUGCUUAAUCAGUUCUUCUCUACCCUUGCAUUUCUGUCUACAAUAAUGUUAUUUUCAUCACUUUUCUCAAUGUGUACAUUUUAUUUUAAUGCAACUUCAUUUGAAACCAAUUCAAUUGCCUUUUUCCACCUUGCAGAUGUUUCUGCUUUAUGUAAGAUUCUAUUAUGAAAUGUCAGUGGAAUGUUUUUGUUUUUAAUUUAUUAAAAUUGGCAGAUUGCUCAUUACA
Messenger RNA from Protopterus annectens (West African lungfish), 5699 nucleotides. It is a transcript of the gene CHST3, whose product is annotated as carbohydrate sulfotransferase 3. The record is from RefSeq and is a predicted model, not a curated record. Gene Ontology annotation, molecular function: N-acetylglucosamine 6-O-sulfotransferase activity; chondroitin 6-sulfotransferase activity. Gene Ontology annotation, cellular component: Golgi membrane. The transcript is spliced from 6 exons. Bases 1365 to 2690 code for a protein of 441 amino acids. Gene Ontology annotation, biological process: N-acetylglucosamine metabolic process; carbohydrate metabolic process. NCBI's taxonomy places the organism in Eukaryota, Metazoa, Chordata, Ceratodontiformes, Protopteridae.